UAAUGAUCCAAUAAUUAAACAAAUGGGAUUGCAUCCUAGAACCAAUUCUCAAGAAUAAUGUCUACAUGUAAAAUACUUUAUUAAAUUUUAAGUGCAGGUUUAUAUUUAGCUGAUAUUCAUUGUGCAUUAAGUUUAGAUCUAUUAUAAUCUUUAUAAAUUGGCGCAUUAUUAAGUGUGAUUGAUGAACCAAAAAUAGAUGCCUCAGCUUAUAUUAUACAUGAAGUAAUUAAUAUUCCAGAUUGCACUUAAUAAAAUAUUUAGGAUUAUUUUCCAUAAACAAAUCAAUUUAUUGAAUAACAUCGAUAACAUACUAAUGUAAUGGUUCAUUGUUUUGCUGGUAUCUCUAGAAGUGCAUCUGUGAUUAUUGCUUAUUUAAUGUUUAAAUUUUAAUGGGGAUUUUAAACAGCCUUAAAUUAUGUUGUUUCAAAAAGACCGUAAGUUAAACCUAACUUUGGUUUUAUUUAGUAAUUGAUCUAAUACGAAAAACAAAACAAAAUUAGAUAAUCCUCAUAGAAGCAUCAAGUUCAAGGUUCAAUUUCUAAUAAAACUGAAAAAAACUUAUCUUAAUCUGAUAGCAAAAGCAAUAGAUAAUAAUUAAACUCCAAACUAGAUUUGAAUUAAUUAGAAGUUGAAAUAGCAUAAAGAUAGUAGGAGUUAUAAAUUCUUAAACUUCAAUAUUAAUAAUUGAAUGAAAAAAUUAUUAGUAGAAACACAAAAAAUAUAGAAUCUUUAUAGUGA
Messenger RNA from Paramecium pentaurelia, 738 nucleotides. Lineage: Eukaryota; Ciliophora; Oligohymenophorea; Peniculida; Parameciidae. The record is from the annotation of a GenBank genome assembly.